Molecule: messenger RNA, 3123 nt
Organism: Protopterus annectens (West African lungfish)
Lineage: Eukaryota; Metazoa; Chordata; Ceratodontiformes; Protopteridae
Gene: SLC25A19
Product: solute carrier family 25 member 19
Exons: 7
Coding region: 184-1158 (324 amino acids)
Biological process (GO): thiamine pyrophosphate transmembrane transport
Cellular component (GO): mitochondrial inner membrane
Molecular function (GO): thiamine transmembrane transporter activity
Source: RefSeq, a predicted model, not a curated record
UAGGUGAGCAUGUUUCAUAACUAACUUUUUUACAACUUCCAAUUUCUCGCUAAGGUCAUUUAAAAAAGGACAUUUCGUAAGUGUAUGGAAAAAACACUCCUUCCACUUUGUAAAUAUAAUUAGUAGCUUAGAACUUGCCUCGCCUCCGCUGUAGCAGAACGUUGUUACUGGCUAAAACCUGUGAUGGUUGGUUAUGAUCCUGAAUCUAAGCAUGGGCCUCUCACAUCAACAGAAGUGGCAAUAUCUGGAUCAGCUUCUGGGAUGGUGACUCGAGUCAUAAUUAGUCCCAUGGAUGUCCUUAAAAUUCGAUUCCAGCUUCAAGUUGAGGCUAUAACUGCCAAGAAUCCUCAGUCCAAGUACCAUGGUAUCCUGCAGGCUACGUGGCGCAUCUUCACAGAGGAAGGGGUGCAAGCAUUUUGGAAAGGCCAUAUUCCUGCCCAGCUAUUGUCUGUUGGUUAUGGUGCAGUGCAGUUUGUGAGCUUUGAAGGGUUGACCAAGUUUGUGCAUAUUGCUACUUCCUUCAACACCAGAGAUCCUGCAGUUCAUUUUGUAUGUGGAGGUCUGGCUGCUUGUAGUGCAACUCUGGCCAUUCAACCUUUGGAUACACUACGUACUCGCUUUGCUGCACAGGGUGAACCAAAGGUAUAUAGAAACCUUCGUCAAGCUGUGGUGACCAUGUACAAGACUGAAGGCCCAUGGUCAUUUUAUAGAGGUCUCACCCCAACUUUAGUAGCUGUGUUUCCCUAUGCAGGACUUCAGUUUGCUUUCUACAAUAUCUUCCAAAAAGUGUAUGUAUAUAUGAUUCCACCUGCAGAGACAUCAACAGGAAACUUUAAAAAUCUGGUCUGUGGCAGCUGUGCUGGUAUAAUCAGCAAGACAUGCACUUACCCUUUAGACCUGUUCAAGAAGAGAUUGCAAGUGGGCGGCUUUGAGCAGGCUCGUUCAGCAUUUGGAGAGGUCAGAACUUACAAAGGCUUUACAGACUGUGCUUGGAGUAUACUACGGGAAGAGGGUUUCGUUGGAUUUUUUAAGGGCCUGUCCCCAAGCAUGCUGAAAGCAGCCUUUUCAACAGGUCUCACAUUCUUCUGGUAUGAGUUCUUCUGCAGCACUUUCCGCUCUUUGAAAAUCCGUGGUAUGGUGGAGAAGAAGCAAGAAUAGUAACUCAUUUGACUUUUGACAUGGAUUGCCCUUCCCACAUAGUGCUGGGAAUUCAAAGCUCAGAAGAGUUACCUCACUUGAACAGAUUGCACAACUCCACCUAAGCAUGUGAAGGCAUUAACUGUCACAUUUCUAAAUGAACAGUGUAUUAAAUGUUUAAAAUUAAAAAAAAAAACUUAUAUUGUUACUGACAAAAUUACCAAGAAUUUAAAAAUGUCAAUCUUCGCAUUGCUAUCAUUGUUAUGUCAAAACAGUGUAAUAUACAGUUACUGACAUGUUUCUUAGGAGCAUUUAAAGUUCAACAUUGCUGUUUUGCAUCAUUCAUAUUGUGCAAUUCAAGUACAUCUGUAGCCAAAGGUUUUAUCUUUAUCAGAUGAGGAACAGUAGGAUUGUUCAAAUAUAUAUGUAAACAAGAGGAUCCAUGUUUGUAUUACAUUUGUCUUACAAAAUGUUAUCAGUUUUUUUUUUAAUAGUCCUGAAGACGUGGGUGGUGUUCUGCACUGUUUUGAAGGGAAGGGAAACAUCACUGGUAAGAAAAGUAAACUCCUGGUUUGAUCCCAUAACAGUUUGUCUAGUAUGGUGACCCACCUUGAAUUCUAAUUGAAAUAAAGUUCUGUCUGGCACUUAAUAGUGUCUGCCUGGAUUAUCUUGCUCUCUUGAGAGAAAUUAAACAUUAGGAUUCCAUUCUGGUUAUCUGAAAAUGAAAACGGCAUUCACCAACAUCACUUAAGUAAUUGCUGUUACAAACCUACAUUGAGGGGAAAAUUUUAUUUAUUGUGUUAAUGCUGAGUAAUUACGGAUAUGUGUGUCAUUUUCCAGUAUGGAUGUCAAAGAUUCGUUUGGUACAGAUCCGUCAAAUGUACAGCCCCCCCAAGCAGCCCUUCUUCACCUGAUUUUCUUCUAAGUCGAUGAAUUCCCAUGUCAUCUUACCAGAGUGUCGAUGUAGACUCAGCUUUAGCACUUUCAUUUGGUUCAGCAUUAAUCAAGUCAGAAAACUGCCCCUAGUCAUCAGUGGGACUACUGAGAUCUGUCAAGCCCUUACUUUACUGAUGAUGACAAAUCCAGUAAUGUGGAGGGUGGGCUUGCCUCCUCCCUAGGCUUAAAUUGAAUUUUGAACUUUUCAGUUUGGUGGGUAUGGAAGUCAGCACAUUUUUUACCAGCUACAGGCAGCAUCAGAUUCAUCUUCCAAAAAUUCAGAGAACUGCUAUUUAUCUGUUACUUUAGUAAUAUAGAGUACUGAGUACAGAAUGCAUGAAAACAGUUUGAAAUCACAAAUAUAUGUAUAGUACAGUUAACUUAUAAAACAGCAUUCCCUAACCAUUGGUUGCUAUUAUUUGCACAACACUUUUGCCCCAAUGUACCCUUCAGCAUUUCUGACUUCUGCUGUACUAAAAUCAUUGAUCUCUCCCAAACAGAUGUGCACACUGUGGUCUGUAUGUUUCCCCCACCAAUCCCUAAAAUAGUAAAUGAGCAAAGCCCUUCACCCUGUCAAGAAAAGCAGAGUAACUGGAGAGUACUCAAUCCCCCCCCCCCCCGCAACUAGCCCUUCUUCAUUGAGCUGUCUUCCUAAGUCCAGGUCACUGAAUUUCCAUGUCUAAAUCUUACCAGUGUGUUGAUGGAUUCUCAGACAUAGCACUUUCAUUUGGUUUGGCAUUAAACAAGUCAGAAAACUGGUCCCUAGUUAAGUGUGAUAGUGCAGAGUACAUCUGUGGGACCCAGACGUAAGAAAAUGUACAGAUUUAGUUGUAUAUCUCCCAACCAUUAAAUUAACCCCUUCAUUUUUGUUAGGUUUGUACCGUUAAUGGUGACUUAAGAAACCCAUGUAAAAGUAUAAUUUGCACAUUUAUCUUAAAUGUUCUUCUUGUUCUUUUUUCAGCUUUUCCCGGUUAGGGGUUGCCACAGUGGAACUCAGGUCCGCUAAUGAUUGGCAGUAGAUUUUUACAGUGCCGAGGUGCCAGCCCGACG